This is a messenger RNA of Tupaia belangeri chinensis (Chinese tree shrew), 1446 nucleotides long. Its product is annotated as butyrophilin subfamily 3 member A3-like. Gene Ontology annotation, cellular component: external side of plasma membrane. The coding region runs from base 1 to 1107 and encodes 368 amino acids. The record is from RefSeq and is a predicted model, not a curated record. Gene Ontology annotation, biological process: T cell receptor signaling pathway; regulation of cytokine production. The transcript has 7 exons. Gene Ontology annotation, molecular function: signaling receptor binding. NCBI's taxonomy places the organism in Eukaryota, Metazoa, Chordata, Mammalia, Scandentia, Tupaiidae.
AUGUCUGUGUCCACAGAUGAGUUCGUGGUCACUGGCCCCUGGGACCCUGUUGUGGCAGUGCUGGGUGGAGAUGCCACUCUGUCCUGCUCCCUGUCCCCACCCAUGAACGCAGUGACUAUGGAACAGCGGUGGUUCCGCACCGAGUUCUCGGAAGUGGUGCUCAGCUUUCGAGACCAACAGGAGCAGAAGGAGGAGCAGAUGGCCCAGUACGCAGGGCGGACCUCGCUGGUGAGGGACUUCUUUGCCCAGGGGGAGGCUGCCGUGCGCAUCCACAAUGUCCAGGUUUCUGACGACGGGCUGUACACCUGCGUCUUCAGGAACGGAGGAUUCUACGAGGAGGCCAACUUGGAACUGAAGGUGGCAGAACGUUCCGCAAAGUUGCAGGAGCAGCAGGAACGGAAGAGGGUGCAGUCGGAAAAGGAGGAGGCCCAGCAGGCAAAGGAGGAGGCGCUGAAGGCCAGCGGUGAACUCCGGGCCGCCCUCAGGGAGAGGAAAGCAGCUUACCUGGCUGCCUGGAGGAAGGCCCAGCUGUACGGGGACUGGCGGAAAGAGCAGUUCCAGGCCUGGGCUGUCACUCUGGAUCCAUGUUCUGCCCAUCGUAACCUUGCUGUCUCUCAUGAAAGGACAAGUGUGACCUGGAAGGACCCCUGUGAGGGCUCAGGUGGUGUCCCCAGCGUGCUGGGCCUCGAGGGCAUUAAGUCCGGGCGCUGUUACUGGGAGGUGGAGAUCAGGAAUGCAGACAGCACUGAGUGGGCUCUGGGGGUCUGCAGGGAAGAUGCGAAAAGGAGAAGCUCGUGCAGAAAGACUCCAGAGAGAGGGUUCUGGGUGGUGGGGAGGUCUGUAUAUGGAUAUUAUGCUCGCACUAGACAAAUAUCUCGACUAUCCCUUAGGCAGCCUCCCCACAGAGUGGGGGUUUUCCUGGACUACAGUGAGGGGGACGUCUCCUUCUACAACAUGACUGAUGGGUCCCACAUCUUCUCUUUCCCUCCGGCUUCCUUCUCUGGGACUCUUUUUCCUUACUUCAGGCUUAGGCUAGGAGAUGUGUCCAUGACCAUAUGCACCACAGUGGAUGGGCCUGAGGCCCUGUGCCCCUUAACAAUUCUUUAGAGCCUACAAAACCCUCAGGGGAGCUCGCACCCUUGCUCAGCACAGACUCAGGCCGAAUUGCCAUCACUCCCCUGAAACUUUAAGGCAGGGAUGCCCACAGGGCCCCACCCCUGUCCCUGAGCCCUCCCUGCUGCUCCUCCUGAGGUCGCAGACGCCUGUGGGAAGAGCCUCUGAGGUGAGUCCUGAUGACCCAGCAGCCCUGACCCCCUCUCUGGAUGCAGCCCCCUGGGGUGUGGGUGUGAGGACGUCCGGUCAUGCCUGUGCUCAGGAAGCAGAAGGUAGAAGCUGACCGUGGGCCAGUCCCAGUGGGCUGUGCUGCCAGGAUGCUGUGCUCUGAGG